AUGAUUCAAAUAAGUCAAGAACAGUUGGACCAUAUCAACUUACAAUUAGGUAAAUUAACUCCUCAAGAAAUAAUUAAAUGGAGUUAUAUCACCUUUCCUAAUUUAUUUCAAAUUUCUGCCUUUGGGUUAACAGGUUUAAUCACCAUUGAUAUUAUUAAUAAGUUAGAAUUACCAAUAGAAUUAGUUUUCAUUGACACUUUAUAUCAUUUCCCACAAACUUUAGAAUUGGUCGAUAAGAUAAAAUCUAAAUAUAAUCCAAAAUUGCAUAUCUUCAAACCCCAAGUUAAAGAUGUUACUGAAUUCGAAUCCAAGUAUGGUAAUAAUUUAUGGGAAACUGAUGAUUUGAAAUAUGAUUUCUUAGUUAAAGUUGAACCAUUGAAAAGAGCAUACGAAGAAUUAAAAAUCAAUGCAGUAUUAACAGGUCGUAGAUCAUCUCAAGGAGGUGCACGUAGAGGACUUGAAUUCAUUGAGAUUGAUCGUGAUAACAACGUAAUCAAGGUAAACCCAUUCUUAACUUGGAAUUUCAAUCAAGUCAAAUCAUAUAUUGAUGAAAAUAAUGUCCCAUAUAAUGAAUUACUUGAUUUGGGAUAUAAAUCAAUUGGAGAUUGGCAUUCAACUGAACCUGUAGGAGAAAACGAAGAUGAAAGAAGUGGUAGAUGGAAAGGAAAGGCUAAGACGGAAUGUGGAAUCCACCAAACAAGUAAAUAUGCAGAAUUUUUAAAAUCUCAAUAA
Messenger RNA from Yamadazyma jaroonii, 732 nucleotides. The record is from the annotation of a GenBank genome assembly. NCBI's taxonomy places the organism in Eukaryota, Fungi, Ascomycota, Pichiomycetes, Serinales, Debaryomycetaceae.